CUUUGAUGGUGGCUGAGGUGUCCGGUGAGAGGAGUAAUUUGGGGCGUCCAGAGUGAGGCGUUUCACCAGCAGUUGUCACCUCAGCAGUUGGUCGAGUAGCACAUGUGCUGCUCUGAGUUGGACCGUUAUUUAUUUAUUUUUUAUUUUUAGGACGCCGUCUCUCUGUGAUUUUUGGUUUUGAGUAUUUUUCUAUUCAGGCCGUAAAAAAAAAAAAAAAAGAAAAGUUCUCUGUCCGGAACCGGGUGCCCUGUUUUCCUGUUUUGUCCGAGCUGAUCUUUGACGGAGCUGCCCAGCUGAGGUGAAGGGGAGGGCAGAAGAUCCCAGGGGAGUGUUCAUGACCUGCACGCGGAAACGGGACCAUGAUCUGAGGACGGUGCUGGACACACAGAACCCCAUUUUCCUCUCCUCCUUGUCCCUCUUUUUUUUUGUUUUUCUUUUCUUUUCAGUCUGAGCUAAAAGCCUGCCUGCUCAGGUGCUUUAGACGCAGUCAGGGUGCAGAAAGAGGUCAAACUGAAAGCAAGUAAACAUCUGAAGAGGAGGAAAUCUAUCCACAGCCACCUGUGACCUCGCACUUUUCCGCAUCCUCCCUGCUCCUCCCGCCACAACAGCAGAAUCAUGGGGAGGAAAAAGAUCCAGAUCCAGAGGAUCACCGAUGAACGCAACAGACAGGUGACGUUCACCAAGCGGAAGUUCGGUCUGAUGAAGAAGGCGUACGAGCUGAGUGUCCUGUGCGACUGCGAGAUCGCCCUCAUUAUCUUCAACCACUCGAACAAGCUGUUUCAGUACGCCAGCACCGACAUGGACAAGGUCCUGCUCAAGUACACGGAGUACAACGAGCCGCACGAGAGCCGGACCAACGCCGACAUUAUCGAGACGUUGCGAAAGAAAGGCUUUAACGGCUGCAACAGCCCCGAGCCCGACGGCGACGACUCCAUCGACCAAAGUCCGCUAAACGAUCGCAAGACCGACGACCUGGACAGCCUCUUCAAACGCUAUGGCGCUCUGAACAAGAAAGAGCACCGGGACUCUGAGAGCCCAGACCCCGAGGAGCCCUUCUCCCUCACCCCCCGCACUGAGGAGAAAUACAAAAAAAUUGACGAGGAGUUUGAUAAAAUGAUGCAGAACUAUAGGCUGUCAUCCACUGUCCCGCAGUCGUCCUUCCCGAUGCCAGUCACCGUGCCCGUGUCCAAUCAGAACACGGCCCUCCAGUUCAGCAACAACCCUGCCGGCUCGAUGGUCACCACCACCUCCUUCGUCACCUCCACCCUCACAGACCCCCGCCUCCUGUCGCCACAGCAACCAGCUCUGCAGAGGAACACCGUGUCGCCGGGGUUACCGCAGCGACCGGCCAGUGCAGGUGCUCUGUUAGGAGGAGACUUGGGGAACUCAAACGGAGCGUGCCCGAGUCCAGUUCCUAACGGCUACAUCAGUGCCAGGGCCUCCCCGGGCCUCCUGUCCGUUUCCAAUGGCAACAGCCUGGGAAAAGUAGUCCCGGCAAAGUCUCCACCUCCGCCCAGCCCUCAGAUGGUCAACAGCCGGAAGCCGGACCUGAGGGUCAUCACUUCACAGAGUGGAAAGAGCCUCAUGCAGCUGACAGAGGAAGAGCUGGAGUUGGUGAGUGAGAAUGCUCAGCGGCUAGGUAGCUCGCAGGUGACUCAGCCGCUCACUACUCCAGUGGUUUCUGUGGCAACACCCAGCCUCCUUGCUCCCUUCCCUGGCAUGCAGACGGCCUACAACACCGAGUACCAGCUGACGAGUGCGGAUCUCACAGCCCUUCAGACUUUCACGCCACCAGGGCUGGUGCCUGGCAACAUGGCUGCCUGGCAGCAGCAACCAGUCGUCUCCCAGCAACAACAACAGCAUCAACAGCAGCAACAGCAGCUGACACUGGCGUCACUCAACAACUUGGUCUUGGCUUCUCAGUCCAACUUUCUCUUGGGCAGAGAGGAUGGCCUCUGCUGGUCAGUCGGGCCCGUACCUCAGAGCACCGCGCUCACGGUCAACACAAACCCCAAUCUCAACAUCAAAUCAGAACCCGUGUCCCCGAACCGCGACCGCAGCACGCCCAGUUCCACCGGCGGCUCGGGGAUGGGCGGCGGUUCUCAGAUGCAGGGACAAGGUCUGGUGUCGGUCGCCUUCCCCGGCACCCAAGGCCGCUCGCCCGUCGACAGCCUGAGCAGCAACGGCAGCUCCUACGAGGGCAGCGACAGGGACGAUGGGGCCCAGGGUCGAGGCGGGGGGCAGGACUUCCACCACCAGGCCGGAGCCGGAGCUCAGCAGUCCACCAUGGUCCUCCUGCGGCCCUCUUCAGCGGAGCCUCAGGAGCAGGACGGGAUGAACAUCAAGAGAGUGCGACUGGACAACUGGGUGACAUAGAGAAGAAAAGAGGAGAAACGGACACAUGGAAGAAGGAGAUGUGUACUUGUGGCUUGUGUACAUGCCCCCCCCCCCCCCCCCACCAGCUCUGAUGCCCCCAGUCUCCCCAUUUAACCCCCCACACCGAAUAAAAACCACCACUGACCCAGUGACUUACUCUCCAUGCAGGAAACGCAUUCAUACACAACACAAGCAUGCAAACACACUCAUGUUGCACGUGUGGACACUGAUGCUCAGCUGUAUGGCGAUGUGUGUUGUGCUUUGUUGUACUCAGAACAUCGCCCCCCCCCCCCCCCCCCCCCCUAUACACAGCGGGUUGAGCCAACGAUCCAGGGAUUACUCAUCAAACGAUUUAUCACUUUGGACUUGAUCCAGCUGCAUUUUGUAGGAGUGAACAAGUACAUUUCCAAUCAGGCGUAAAAUUGAACUUUUUGAACUACUUGACCAAUGCUGGCAGAGCAGACAAGCCAGACCUGGUUUCCCAGAAUGCACUGCAUGUGGUUGGCGAUUGGAGGCGUUCGCCCACUCUUGACUCUUUGUCCACAGAAGAUGUUCUGGUCAAAUAUGACAGGUCUGCGCCCUAAAAGUGCCACUGAAAACGUCCACAGAGUUGUUUUUAUUCCUGCCCAUCCGCGGCUGUGUUGCUGUCGCAUUAGAUUCUGGUUCCUCCGGGCAGAAUUUCGUCCUUCAGUCUUGACUCUUCGGUGUUUAGAUUCAUUUUGGUUUUGAAUAUAAAGACACUAAACAGGAAAAAACAAAAAUAAAAACAACAAUGUGCUUUUUCUCCGCCGCCAUGCUGGCAGCUCUUGUCAGCAGUUUGGCGCCUUGGCCCCCGAACAUGAAAGAGGACCCUCAGGUCUUUGCUGGAUCAGAACCACGCAGGCCAGCCGUAAAACGAGGAGCAUUAUCUGUUGCUGAGGUAAACGACUGCUUUUUCUUUGAAUCAGGGAUGAGCUGCGACGGCUCGGUGACACGUGACAGACUGUCAGCGUUUGGCCCACAUCGUGUCGACGACAGAGGCUGGGAAGGCUAUGUGUGUGUGUGUGUGUGUGGUGUGUGUGUGCGUGUAUACGGGUUUGUUACCUCAACUGAUUGUUGUUUCUUUCUUUUUAGCAAGUGGUUUGGACAAAUGUUCACUCUCAGUUUUAUCCUUGAACACACAACUGCAAUGCACACAGCUGAAAUUAUUUUUGUGGUAGAUGAUGUUCAAAGUCAGGUGGGGGGAGGGGGGGUGGGGGGGGGGGCACCUGUAUAUAAACAAUCUGUAACCUUUGUGGCUUUUGUGUGGCAGGGAUAAGUUGUUAUGAAGGUUGAAAUAAAUAGGUCAUAUACAAGUAUAUAUUUAAACACCUUCAGAGGGUUGCAUCUGAGGCUAUAGACUACAGCAAAACGACAGGGAUUGUAUAUAUUUAUAUAUACAUAUACAUAUAUGUAUACUAUAUAUUCGGCAGGAUAUCCCCUAACAUAAGAUUUUUUUUUAAAAAGCAAAUGUUGAUUCUCAGUGGAUCGGUCAGUCUUUUUAAAAGCUAUUUAUGCGUGUAUAUAAAGUGUAAAACGAGGAUUAGCCAGCAGAGGGCGCUGUAGGGGCAGAAAGUAAAGCAGUGGCGACUCGGACUGUUUAUGAGCGAGCGAUAGACUCGCUGGAUGGAGUGCACUUUACAUUAACUCCCACGUCCGACUCCUUCACACCCCCAGCCUAUGAGCACAUGCUGAACACACCAGGGUAAGACUGAUUAACCUGCAUCUAAAACUGGCCAUUAGCAGAGAAAAUGCUGCUUUUAGUUGAUUUUCUUGGCAUCAUUAUAGAUUCCUUCUACUUUCUGUAAAUGAAAGCAGUUACGUUCAUGAAGAAGAUUAAAGAAACUUUAAAAACUCACAAUAAGAACAAUUACAUCUACUUUUUUGAGAGGCAAAAAAAUACAUAUAUCUUGAUUUUUUUUCUUUUUCACACAUGAGUCGGCUUGGACCAGUUUGAGAUUCUGACGGCGUGAUAAUGUUUAGCAAGAAUAUCCCAGUUUACACGCUGGCAAUAAGCGGAAAUGAAAGUAACAAAAGGUGACUCAGUUAUUGUUAUUUAGAAAACUAAAUCAACCCUUAAAAACUGCUGCUGACAAUAUAUUAUUAACACUGAACAUUACUACCAGUAUGAUAAUAAUGUUCACAUUUCAUAUAUCUUUCAUUUUGACCCACAGAUAAACAUAAGUAAGAAAACUAUUAAAAGGUUUGAACGUACCUGAUUUAGAUUUUGUGUCAUUUAUAGAUGUGUUUAAUAUCAACCUUAAAAUCCUAUUUGAUUCUGCAGGAUUGAGAUGAAAUAAAUGAUAAACAUAUAAAUACGGGAUAAGUAUGCCUGCCAUUUAAAUCUUAGCUAGCUCUUCAGCAGAGUAGAUGGAUCUGCACCAAACCCUUCAUUUUCAUGCUAUUUUAGCAUGCUAACUCCUGCAGCCUGUUAGGAAACAAUUUACCUUCAACACACUGAUAAAUGGGACUUUUCUGCUUUCCUUACCAGGCCUGAAUUCGUGUUUUGCAGUCGACUUGAUCUUUAAGGUUGCAACACUUUAGUCGACGUACCCAGCUGACUAACAGCUCGCUGCAACCAUUUGAUACCAAUCAUUAUGUGGUGUUGGUUCUGCAGCAGGACACGUUUAGGGUUAACGUUUUCUUCUGAGCGCAGGCAGGGACUAAAUGCUGCAGCGAGGGCUGACGGAGGCCAGCCGAUGGCAGGAAACAGGUGCUGGUGGUUCAGUCAAAUCAAGAAUCGCCUCAUUGCUUAACGUUCACUGCUAUGCUUGUCGAAGCCGUGCUCUUACCAUCCUGCUCGGCGUUUUCUGCUUUAAAAUAUCAGUUUCUCUCUCACAGACACAGAAACGGACAGAUAGUAAAAAAAGAAAAACAACAAGGAUGCCAAGGAAGUUCCCUAGAACUUAGUUUAAUUUUGACGUUUGUCUUUUUCUCUUUAAUACAAAAAGCCAUGUAUCUAUAUCUAACGGACCUCUCCUUCGCCUGUCAGUGGUAGGCUGUAGUUUUAUACUCUGGAGAGUUUUUAAAAAAAUAAUUACUAUGAAGGUAGAAGGAUGUGAAGGAUGUCAUUUUUGUACUCUAUAAAAGUGUCAAAUGGUGAUUCUUUGGGUUUAGUGGGUAGAUCUUAAAAGCCGUGAUGGUCAAAAGUGGAAAUUUGUGUAUUUAUUUUUUCCUGAAAAGCACUCUCGGCCUGCGUGUAUUUGCUUGUGAAAAGCCCCAGAGGCAAAGUUUGGGUAUCAUUUGAUUUUAAGCCGGAGGUCUCAGAACGGUUCUGAUCUUUUAAUGACUUCCUCCCAAAUCCUACACAGACUUGUCGACUUUGGGCUUUACCACAUCCGGGCCGGCCCUCAUCACCUCCCUCCCACCCGUGUCACUCACUCAACUGGGCUUUAUGUCCUCUCCGGGGGGCUUAAGCUCCGAAAUUGCACAAACACAGACGAGUCCAUGGACAGUCCAUUGCUCAUACACUCGUGUUGGCUCCGUCCGGAUCGCGGCUCUCAGCGCUGAGAUGACGUUGAAUUAUUUUUGGGGUCAAUUCCACACGCCCCUCAGCCUCAUCGUGUUCUGCUCAAUUUAGAAGUAGGUUCUCGUUUUCUUUAUCUCUGUCCGUCACCCUGUCGCGCACACGCUCAUCCUCUGUUUGACGAGUCUCAGCGUCAGUAAUGCCCGUCUGAGUGCGUGGCAGAGCGAUCAUCCACUAGAUCCCCAGACAGCAAACCCUUCGACUGUUAAGACUGUUCUGCCCAGAGCUUCGAACAAAAGAAAACUACAUCCAAAUUUAAGUUAGGGAGUAACGGACUUUUCCACAAGGUGACAAAGAGGCAGCUUUGCGACAGACCACCACUAGGGGUCACUGUCAUUACAAUCAGAAAGACAAUCGUGCUGAUAAAUGCCCCGCCCCUAAAAAAAGUGACACACGCCUCUGUAUAAUGAUGUCUCACUGACUUUCCAGUGUUAUUUUGUGCCGGUGACAGUCUGUUUUUCUUGUUCUCUACGGAUCGAUAUUAUUAUUAAUAUUAUCAUCGUUACCACAGAAUUCACUGCUGGUAGAUGUCAUGAUGAUACAGAGCUCUUGAGUUCCUUUGUGUAGGUUAGACAUUUUGUUUCAUUUUGAAAUUUGAUUUUAUUCUAUGAAAAUAUCUUAUAAAUAUGUGUUUCUGUUUUCUCUUCUUGGGUUAUGUUUUUUUUGUUUUGUUUUGUUUUGUUUGUUUUGUUUAAAAAGGGUGUUACUAAUGUUGCACGAUUUGUAUGACCUGACACAACACAAGCGUGGUGAUGAUUUUAUUUCCUUUUAUUUUAUUUUUUUAAGUACAAAAACGAGUGGACUGCGACAAACCGCUUCUAUGCUGCAGCUUCUAAGUUCAAUAUCCGAACCUGUCAGUCCACACGGAGGUGGUGGGGGUGGGGUGGGGUGGGUAGGGGGGGUUUAGGAGGGGCAGCGUGACACGUCUAACUUAUUUCUAGCCAGACACCAUGAUGUCAAUGCAUGGCCGUUUCAAAGCAAGAGAAAGUGAAUCAUGUUGUAGGAAAUAAAGUGUAAUAUUGACACGAACACACGUCACACGAGACGACAUUUAAGAAGAAAAAAUAAAUAAAAGAAAUUGAAGUAAAAGUUUUAAGUAAAUUAUAGCUAAUAUAUUGUGUUUGGCUAGUCGGCUUUUUUUGUUGUAAAGAUAAUUUUUGUUUUGUUUUUUUCUUCGGAGAAUGAUAUACAAUUUGUGUAUAUUUUCAUAAAUAAAGUAUGCACUGAUAUGUUAUUAUAAAUUCUAUACUGCUUUUACAAAAAAAAGUGUUUGUUAUUGUACCAAAGUAUCCAUUGGUCCCAGCUUACCCUCCUCCCCUUUUUGCGUAUGUUUUACUGUAUUUUAUAUAUUAAAUAGACAAGUUGACCUAAA
This is a messenger RNA of Fundulus heteroclitus (mummichog), 7292 nucleotides long. RefSeq names its product myocyte enhancer factor 2d (gene mef2d). The record is from RefSeq and is a predicted model, not a curated record. Gene Ontology annotation, biological process: positive regulation of transcription by RNA polymerase II; cell differentiation. NCBI's taxonomy places the organism in Eukaryota, Metazoa, Chordata, Actinopteri, Cyprinodontiformes, Fundulidae. Gene Ontology annotation, molecular function: protein dimerization activity; DNA-binding transcription factor activity, RNA polymerase II-specific; RNA polymerase II cis-regulatory region sequence-specific DNA binding. Bases 616 to 2376 code for a protein of 586 amino acids. The transcript has 13 exons.